GGGAGACGGUCGUCUUCUCAACCAGUGACUCACCACGAACUGGUUAUUAUAACUCUGAAAGGAUACACGAGUUUAUUUUUGGCCGCGAUUUUUGUUAAUCACUUUUGGAUUGCUCUCGCACGUUACGUAAACGAUGCGGGUUGAAGCGUGUGACAGUUUUAAACGUGACAAAUGUUCGUUUUUUUGGACAAAAUAACACAGUGGUUAUCUGGACUCCACAUGGAUUUUAACCCGCUAUCAAGAUAGAAACACGAAGAUUGUUUACACAAUAAACAAACUCGGGCUGUUUAUGUAUCGGUGCAGUAAAAGAGUGAUUAGUCUAUCACUUUUCUGUGAAUAGUGUAGUGUGUGUGUGUUGAGGAGUGGAAUUUUAGCCUUGAUUUUUUUUUUAUAUUUAAUGAUAUUUGUGAAAAGUUAUUCUUGAAGAAGUUUCUUGCCUGUGUCAAACUUGUUUAAUUGUUCCGAGAGCUUUUCGGAUUUCGAAGAGGCUUUUGAAUGUUUGAUGCUAGUGUAUAAUGCUGGUACCUCAUGGAUGGUGAGGGCAAGCUAGUGUUUUGGAAGGGUGGCAUGUGGGUGGAUGGUGCUCCCACCCUCAACUGUAACACCUGCAAGAAACGCCGCGAAGACAGAAUGAAUGCCAGCGACCGUCCCCCUGGCGAGCUGAAGAAGCUGUCAGAAGAGAGCUUGACGCGGCAGCCUGAGGAGGUAUUCGAUAUCAUCUGCAAGCUCGGCGAAGGCUCUUAUGGCAGUGUUUACAAGGCCCUCCACAAGGAGAGCGGGCAGGUGCUGGCCAUCAAGCAGGUACCAGUGGACACUGACCUGCAGGAGAUCAUCAAGGAGAUAUCCAUCAUGCAGCAGUGCGACAGCCCCUACGUCGUCAAGUACUACGGCAGCUACUUCAAGAACACCGACCUUUGGAUUGUGAUGGAAUACUGCGGGGCAGGUUCAGUGUCAGACAUCAUGCGGCUACGGAAGAAGACGUUGUCUGAGGAUGAGAUCGCCACCAUUCUCUGCGACACCCUCAAGGGCCUGGAGUACUUGCAUCGACGGCGGAAAAUACACCGAGACAUCAAAGCCGGGAACAUAUUGUUGAACACUGAGGGUCACGCGAAGCUGGCCGACUUCGGUGUAGCUGGACAAUUGACUGACACAAUGGCGAAACGCAACACAGUGAUAGGCACUCCAUUCUGGAUGGCGCCAGAGGUGAUACAGGAGAUAGGGUAUGACUGUGUGGCCGACAUAUGGUCACUGGGGAUCACCGCGCUGGAGAUGGCGGAGGGAAAGCCGCCGUACGGAGACAUACACCCCAUGCGGGCCAUCUUCAUGAUACCUACUAAGCCUCCGCCCUCGUUCAGAGAGCCAGACCAGUGGUCACCAGAGUUCAUAGACUUCGUGAGUCAGUGCCUGGUGAAGAUCCCUGAUGAAAGAGCGACGGCGGAAUUCUUAUUAGCACACGAGUUCAUAGGUAACGCGAAGCAUCCGAGCAUCCUGAGCACGAUGAUAGCGGAGGCGCGCGAGAUCCGCGAGAGCCAGGCCUUCCGCGCCGCGCACCACAACACCAACAACGCCAAGACCAUCGGAGCGGGCGACGGGUAUGACGAGGCCACGAUGAAGAAGCGUGAUGACGGCACGCUGGUGCCGCACCGGGACGCCACCGCAGAGCUGGCGGCCGACCUGGGCACCAUGGUCAUCAACGAGCCUGACGCCGACCUCGCCACCAUGAAGAGGCACGACACAGACCCUAUGGACACGAACCGCCCCAAGUACCGGCCGCUAUUCCUGGAGCACUUCGAGAAGAAAGAGGUCAACCACCUCAACAUGGCGACGCCGACCAACGGGACCUUAACACAUCUGCGGCUACCUUCCGUUGAUGAUAACCUCAGAGACGAGAACAACACAGGCGACGGCGCGCCAUCGAUAGGGCUUCAACGCGCGCUGGUGGAGGAAGGAAACUUCGAAUUCGUAAGUCAACUGCACGUGGUCACUCUACUCUCCGUAGAGCUCCCUGCGGUUCCUGUCGGAGCCAGAGCUAGAGGCGCGCAUGGCGCGGCUGGACGCGGAAAUGGAGGCCGAGAUCGAGCAGCUGCGCACGCGCUACGAGACCAAGCGCCAGCCCAUCCUCGACGCCAUACACCUCAAGCGGACGCGGCAGCAGAACUUCUAGCCAACACACUCUGAUCACACACAAACAUACUCAGUUGAAGAAAGGUCAAUGUGCGGGCGAGUGGUUCUUAUACCAGCUUGUUCAUUGAGGUUUUAAAGGGUUUGUGCUGAUGUAGUCCAAAAGACCUUUGUUGGUCUGACUAGUCAUGGUGAUAGGAAUAAAAUUACAGGCCUCACCUAUUUCUUUUAUCAUGACAGCAUAUCAAUUCCUUUGAAAUUGGAUUUGUCAACUUGAAUAGGUUUACCUAUAUGUGUUGGCGUUUUUGGAGAGAUGAAUUUUCAGUUUUAUUGGAAGCUCCAAUUUUUUAUGUUAUACAACUGUUGGGAUGAUAGAGUAGAAUGGAGGAGUUGCGUUAGAGAACGAAACAAUAGACGGUUUGAACAAACUUAGGUCAAUCCUAUGAAGUUUAUUAGACGUCACCUGAUAUACUUACAACUGUAUGUCGUCGUAUUAUAGUGAAAACUUCAUAAGCGCCUUUUGUUUCUUUAUAAAACCUCUCGAUGCAAGUACGUACGGGUGUUAGACCGUAACGAAUACUAAGGGGGAUGAUUCAGACCAUAAUUGUAAGUUGAUAUCAAGUGGAAUUUCCUGUCGGAUCUUUCGUGAUUGGUGUUAUUUUUUAAAUUCUUUUCGACGGAAAAUUCCACUUGAUAUCGAUUCGGAAUCAUGCUCUGAAUCAUCCCUCAAAGUUUUCGUUACGAUGUCACUUACACUCUGUAUACUUUUCACCCAGAUAAAAAUUUGCAUCUCAAUUUUAAAUCGAGGUUUUGCUCAAGAAAAUCACGUCAGAAUGUAAUUUUUCAAAAAGGCCCUUACGACAUUUUCACUACAAGGCGACGAUUUAACACGUUCACUGUGUAUGAACCACAUAUGAGGCACUAAAUUUGAAACUCAUAUGUGAGGCACUAGGGAAAAUGGGAAAUCGAAACGGGAGGCUUUUUAGAUUGUUUUUUUUCUUGUCAUUGUGUGUCUACAUAAAUAACAUUGCACGUGAGGGGUCGAUAUCGAAUUGUCAGUUACACAGCGAUCGUGUUAAGCUUAUACCACAUCGAUGAGUAUGGUGAUACCCUAGUCUAGAUUUAAAUUUAUUGUAAUUCGAAUUGUGAUAAUGUUUUAUUUAUUCUUAUGUGCUUUUCUAAGUCAAGUCUGUCGUUUGUCUGUCUAUUAAGACUCUUCAAUAUGCUAUCCUCCAUUUUCCUCUAGCUAUUCCAGGCUCUAUUUGUGGGGCUCAUUAGCUUAUUCAAACAAAUAACAAAUCGUCUUUAUUUAUUAACUCGGUCUCGUCAUUUUCGAGUAAAGUUACCAACUACAUAAUAAUAAAAAGUGUGCUUCAAUUGCUUUAUAUGACAUCUGCAUCAGUAUUCGAUAAUUAUUCUUUUAAAUUACAUAGCCAAAAACACCGUCUAAGGGCCCGGACUCCACCAAAGCGGAGGUUACCAAUGCGAUGUUUCUAUGGCUAAAUUCUUAAUACUCAACAUAAUUGCCAUUCAACAAAAAAAAACAAAUUCUAUUGGUUAUUCAAACGUACGUCCUCUCUGCUUCGCUUUUCUGGACACCGGCCCUUGUACUAUGACUGAAUGCACAUUUUAUUCUGUGCUUUACAAUAAUUUACGGUGCCAAUAAAGCGACUGACGUCAGAUGUUCCUAACAUUUGGCAUUUGUCAUAUUUCGUGAUAUUCAUUCACCAAAAAGAAACUAAAAGUAAUUACUAUAGGACAAAAUAAUAAUUACUAUAUCGAAAAAUCGGACCAUAUUUACUUAAACGAUGGUAGUUGAUAUUAUCAGUCGGUGAAGGCGGUAAAUGGUAAUCUUCUUCUUCUAUCGUGUGGGUUGUGAGGUGGAGUACCAACCUCAUCAACCCUGGUGUCAGGGUUUUUAUUGAGCCGCCAAAGGCCCCUGACAUGGCUCAUGUAACGACUACUUACUUACAUCAGUAGGUAGUAACCGGGACCAACGGGUUAACGUGCCUUCCGAAGCAUGGAUCAUCUUACUUUCGGACAAUCAGGGGAUCAGACUGUAAUGUCCUAACCAAACUAGGGACCACAAAGUAAUUUUUACGAUAUGUCCCCACCGGGAAUCGAACCCAGGACCUCGUGCCCAUCCGGAGAUCGUGAGCCCAACGCUCAACCACUGGACCACCGGAGGUCGUCGGAUGGUAAUAUCGACUCUAUAUUAUAUAAACUACAAAUUUAGCUAAAGCUACUGAAUUUCCGUCCUAUAGUAAUUACUAUAUUUUUUCGACUGAAAAUGGCCUAAAAUUUACUUGAAGCGUGACGAAAUUGUAAUGAAUUGAUGCCAUUUUGGUGCCAUGGGAAAAUGAACUCUUGUCACAAAAAUUGUUAUGAAAAACAACUUUAAAAUUGAGAUUACGAUUUCCCUUUGAAACGGACAUAUUUUCUGUUGGAUUCAUUUCUAUUUGUAUUGUAAACUACUAAAUUCCCGAUUUAAAAUAUGUCAGUUUCAAAGUGUAUAAUGUAGAAAUGUUUGGGAGUGGCCCAUAGGUGUAGAUAUACGUUGUUACUGUAGUAUUUGGCGGUUUGUUUCAGUAUGAGAUGCGUACUAACGUAGUGUUCACGAGAGUGUAAUUAUAAACAUUUGUCGUCACUCCAUCGCACUAUGUACUUCUAUCUUUUUCUGUUACUCAAAACCGUCAUUUGCUAGAGCGAGAGACGCUAUUGCCUUGACCAUAUUGCCGCGUGCGGUCGCUCUCUCUCGCUCUAACAAAUGACGGUUCGGAAUAACAGAGAAGGAUAGAAGCAUAGGAAAGUCCGAUGAGGUGAGGUGAAGUGGUUCAACCCAAUUUGUACGUAAGAGCUGAAACAUAUCCAUAAUCAAGUCUUUUUAUGGACUUUCUACUUUGUUGGGUGGAUGGUUAUAGUAAAGUAUACACGUUUACCUAAAUGGUAUAGGCCCGUCCCCCUGCCGCUAUUCAUUAUAAUUACUAAAACGGUGUGCUCACGUGCCCUCACUGUGCGCGGGAGUUUACUGUAAAGAUAGGCUACAUAAGCCGUCUUCGGGCGCAUCAGCGUGGUGCCGACUAGGAGUCGAAGUGGUCGCCAUGGCCAAAAUCGGUCGGAGAUCAUGUCAGUAGGCAGUGCUCCGUGAUCCCAUGUACUUGCGCGCGUUAGAUUAUUUGCUUACUACCGUUUAUACGAGCGUUCGAGCAGCGUCGGGCCGUCUGCGGCCCUGACAGGCUGCGCCGUGGGUUGCGAUAACAACUGUACGCUUCGGUGUUACAUUUUAGUACGCAGCGUUGGUACGGUCACGAGCAUUAAUAUGUAUACACUUUGGUACCAUGUCACAUUAACUUUUUUGACAAAUUGAACUGUAAGUCUCACUAAAUGUCAAAUAUGUUAGUGCGACAAAGUUCUAAAGUGGGUACAUUAUAUUGCUCAUGACUGUACGUGGAUCUAAAACCUAGUUCUUGGACGUCUUUGGUGAAACCUGGUUUCAAAAUCUGUUCCAAAUAUGUCACUUCUACCGUAAUAAACGCGUACGUAAGGGCGAACAGCAUCUUUAUUCAUAGUUACGUACAUUACAAAGGUCAAAGACUUUAUACGUCCAAACGGGAUAAUUACCGGGAUACCACUUCAGCACGUGACAUAGUGUCUAAGCUAAAAAAUCUACCAUCCACCUAGCAAAACAGAACAAUUUUCUUCUUCUUCAAAUCUAUCUACAUAAUGCUAAAAACAAAGGAAAACUCGUCGUGCGCGUAUUUAACUCAUGACAAUAUGUAAUGUAGAUAACGUUGUAAUUAUAGCUGAAGUUAUCGCUCAUGUUUGUUUAUUAUAUUAUUAGGCUUGACUAAUUUUACUGAGGCUUUUGACGCGAGAUUGGGGAGAGGAGGUGAAGUAUUCCGACACUAAAUGGCCAAGUGCAAGAAAUUCUUAAGUGAACUUAAGGACUUCGGGAACUAUCAACACGAUAAUAAAUAUUAGAUUACAACGCUCGCCACCAGUGCUCUUUUUUGUAGUAUGAGCAGGGACUGUAGUAUAUUACUACUGUUUCACCCUGGAGUAACUAGAUGUCGCUAACCGUAUAAGCUUACAUAUGCAUACCAGCGCCAUCUAGUGGCGGUAUUUCGUAUCAUUAUGAACACUUCGACAGUUAGUACAAAUCGCCAACGGUACUCUAUUUGCGCGCGUUUUAGCGAUUUAAGUAUCAUGUUACUUACUGCAUAUUAUUAUAACUGAAUUUCAAAUGUUACUAUUGAAAUGUCUCACAGGUCCUAUAAAUAGAUCUAGACUUUAUGUGCGUUUGUGAUUUACGAUAACAGUCGAGUAGGUUAUGUAAUAUUAUGUAUGACAGCAUCGUACGCCAAGUCUGGGACUAUAAUAAGGUCGUUUACAGGUUACCUGAUAGCUAGGGCUCUAAAAGGCGACAUUGAAGCAAUUCAUCUUUUGCGCUUAUGAAAAUAAAUGCGGAAUCUCAACAACUGUGAAAUAGCUAUGAUGCUUUUUAACAUGAAUUACUUCAAUGUGCUUCACAAAGGAAGGUUGACAACGCGCACUUACUUUUAAAUGCGCAAAUGUCAAAGUUCAAUAUUGCUUUUUAAAGCAAUUGCUUCAAUAUGGCCUUUUUAACUCCCAUGAUGUAUUAUUCACCUCUUUUCCCCUAGAUAUAAGAGCCUUUUUACCCCCACAAAGGGUCGGAUAUAGUUGUUUACAGUAAUAGAUAAUUCAAUAAGUUAAGUUCCUUUUAUCGUUUAGAUCUCAGUUAUAUCUCGCAAUGUAUUAUAGCUACGAUCCUAGAUGUUUACGCAAUUGUACAGUUUGAGUCUGUAGGGGUUGUGACAGUCAAAUUACUCAAUGGUUACAAAUUUUCCGUGAUAUAAUAUUCAGUUUCACAUAUUGAACGUUGAUAUAUGAGUACCGUAGAAAGCGCGUCAGACAAAAAUACGACGAAACUGUAUUCAUUCGUCAAAAAUUACGCAGGUGAGUCGUUCUUCUUUUUUAUCGACAAUGAUCUGUCCUUCGUUCUGCUUCUGAUAAGUUACCUUUUAGAAUUUUGUUUCAUGUUUCCAUUGUCCAAAAAUAUAGUUAUCUUAUUAUACUCAAAAUACAAGCAAAAUACUAAUCGGUCCCUCAAUUAGUCCUUAAAGUAGCUUGAUUGUUUUUCACAAAAUUCUGUGACAGAGUGGUAAAUUGAAAUGCUGUCUCCGAUGAAAAGGACCACUCUAUCACAAUAUUUUUUGGAAUGCGUCUAAAAAGAAAAGUAUGUUACCAAGAUAAAGAGAACCACUAAAUAGUCCUCUACAGACACAUCUUUAUAUGAUGUUUUAAAAUAUUUAAUGCCGUUGUAAUUUUAAAGAUGUUAAAUCCGAUAAAUUGAGAAAAUGUCUUUUUAUUGUCGAUAAAAAAGAAGAACGACCCAGGUAUGGUCGUCGUCUUAGCAUCUAUAGCGCGUGGUGAUUCCUAAUAGCCCAGUCAUAUUAGGUAAAAAAAGGGGUCAACCUCGGAAUGAGAGAUAAUAAGCUAUAAAUUGGUAUGGACCUUUGUUUUGUCGUUUUAAAUGUUGUCUCAAAAGUCACAAAUGAUACCGUGUCCGCGUCUUAAGAUAUUGAAGGUCAAAGGUCAUAAAAAUUGGUUUUUUGUGAAUAUCUCGCUUCCUAUUGCUUAAAUGAUAUUUUUACCCAUAAUAAAACUUGUAGAGUAUAAAAUUCUCUACAAUUUUCGUUUCAUGUAUUUUUUUGAUACGAUCAACCGUUUUUGAGGUAGAGCGCGAAGAGUGCGCAGCGCACAGUUAUAAAUGGUCCAAUGCAAGGUCAAGCGUGAGUUACGCUUAUCAGUACGUGAUAUAAAGUCUAUUAUUUAUUAAAUUAUUAUAAUUAUUAAACAAUGGCCAUUAUUUAUGUGCUAAUUAUUAAUUGUUGAUAUUUUAUUAAAAUCAGUAACUUAAUUAUUUAUAUUUAACUAUUCAACUAUAAUGGUGCUAAUUCCUGUAAAUACCAUCUAAUUUUAUUUUAAGUUAUAUCUGUCCUUUUCUUAUCCGCCGAAAAGGAAAGGGACGGGUAAUCGACAAGCAUAAAAUUUAUGGAACACACGUCAAUUUUAAGCACAAAUCUAAACCAACCGUCUAAAAAUUUUACGUCAGUCAAUAACCCGACACAUUAAUUUACUCAUUCUUCCUAAAAUUAAGAGCUGUGAAUCAUCCGUCCCUUUCCUUUUCGACGGAUACGAAAAUGACGGAUAUAACCUAAAAUAAAAUUAGGCGGUGUCUGCAGGAAUCGGGGCCAAUAUAUUAUUAAUUCUGGAAUAUAUAUUUUCAGUUAAAAAGGCAAUAAGGGGAUAUAUUUUAUGUAUAUCUUUAUUUAUCAUUAAAUAUGCCAUACUAUACAUUUGUUGAAAUGUCAGUUUAAAUAUCAUAACAAUUUUUAUUGGUUUUAAUUAUAAUAAAAUUGUGAAUAGAAGCUAGUUAUCUUCAUCUUCUUCGUCGUCUUCUUCUUGUUGUCGCUCGAAAACGUUCAAUUCAUUGUCAUCAUCCUCAUUAUCGGUCAUAUUCAUCUCCAAACCCUCCAGAAUUUCAGGAUCGUAUGCGUUUUCUUCAUCGGGAUUACUUGGAUAUUGUGCAGCGUUCAGGCAAGCUUGUCCAUUGCACUGGCCACAAGCUAAAGAACAUAGUAGCUCUGAUUUUCGACAUCCACAACGGGAACCACAACCAUUUUUGCAAUUGCAAAAUAUUGUAUUUAGUAGUUCGGUUGGUGCUGGAGGUAAUAACGUUCUUAUGAGCUCCAGGAUUCCAUUUUCAAGCAUCCAGCCCCAUUCUUGAGGUUCUAAGUCAUUCCCUAACCACGUUUGAAUCUGGUAGUAGACGCGAUUUAUAUGUUGAUGAGCUGCUACACUUAAUGGUGGAAGUGUUGACAAUUGUAUAGGUUUAUUUAGUUUCGUUAACUUAAUGAAUUGCGUGUAGCGAAAAUGAUCAAUGUUGUCCUCAGAUUUUGGAGCAUUAUAUAAUGCCAACAAGAUGCGUACUCCAUUUUCAAAUAAUGUUUGUACGGGGCAGUUUUCUUGUUGAAAUACUUCCACCAGUUUAUCCAAAUUGGGAAUUUUCUCCAAUGCUCUGGUAACAGUUUUUUUUCCUUUUUUAAACAGCGCAGAAGUCGUGUCACAGCCACUAAAUGCGUGUAAAAAUAGAAUGUGUUUUUUAGUACGCGGAUAUUGGUCAAAACUUUUGGAAGAGUAUAUUUGUAUCUUAACAUUGCCUUUCCCAACAUUUUUAAAGAAAAUUUCCUGUUGAUGUGAUUGAGUACGCCCAAUUAAAAUUACGAGCAAAUCAAUAUCUUCUCCUAUGAUGACGGCAGUCUUUUGAUGUUCUGAUAAUGCAAUAGCUGUCUCGAUGAUGAGAAGGUCAAUAGAGAAGGUCAUAGGGUAGGGACAAGUAUAUCCAGGUAUAUAAGCAUUGAAAAAUUUACACGUUUUGAAGAAAACGUAUGUAAUGACGUUUUAACUGAAAAUAUAUAUUCCAGAAUUAAUAAUAUAUUAUAGUUGAAUAGUUAAAUAUAAAUAAUUAAGUUACUGAUUUUAAUAAAAUAUCAACAAUUAAUAAUUAGCACAUAAAUAAUGGCCAUUGUUUAAUAAUUAUAAUAAUUUAAUAAAUAUUAGACUUUAUAUCACGUACUGAUAAGCGUAACUCACGCUUGACCUUGCAUUGGACCAUUUAUAACUGUGCGCUGCGCACUCUUCGCGCUCUACCUCAAAAACGGUUGAUCGUAUCAAAAAAAUACAUGAAACAAAAAUUGUAGAGAAUUUUAUACUCUACAAGUUUUAUUAUAGGUAAAAAUAUCAUUUAAGCAAUAGGAAGCGAGAUAUUCACAAAAAACCAAUUUUUAUGACCUUUGACCUUCAAUAUCUUAAGACGCGGACACGGUAUCAUUUGUGACUUUUGAGAUAACAUUUAAAACGACAAAACAAAGGUCCAUACCAAUUUAUAGCUUAUUAUCUCUCAUUCCGAGGUGAAACCCCUAAAAUGACUGGGCUAUAACGCGGUCGGAUUAUACAAAUCCACAUGUUGCCAGUUCGUCACCUAAUCGCGUACUAAGGCAUGUUAGAACAUGCGAAGCUAUUUCUGCUCUAACUUUUCGUCCCACUUUUAGAGCGCUCAUAUUCAAUCUACGGUACUUGUAUGUCAAUGAUAUUGAAGCAAUACUUUUCUCUUUAUGUGUAAGAAGAGUUUAUACGUUAUACCUUAUCAGAUUUAUAAACUAGAUUGUCAUCUGUGAUCAGAUUUUUGGGCUGCUUGUGAUGUAUUAUGAAGUAUUCAAAUAUAUUUUCAACUGGUGAUAUUUAUGAAGCGAAGCAACCCAAGGUAAUGAUUCACAAUACGAUACCCAGUCCCAUAGUUGCAGAGUAUUUUGCUAGUGUAUAAGUAAAUUAAUAACUAAAUAGUAGACAAAGUUGAUUCUAGACUUCACUUCUUGUACAUUGAAUUGUUCUACAAACAUUUAGAAGUGCCAUUAACUAUAAAAUUAUUGUAUUUUCGUACUUCGAGCAAUAGCGUUAAAUUAGAUUUAUCUUCGGUCUAUGGAUUGGAAGAAACAUAUUUUCGUGCCAUGAGAUUGACCCAUCUGAUGUAUUUUUUAUAUUGUACGAGGAAAUUAAAACGAAAUUGUCGUGUUAUAGCCAUUAUUUAUUGUAACAAAUACUUUUUUAACUUAUCAACAACGCGGCGGGCGGUGUGUGAAGCUCGAGGUAUGUUUUACCUAAAUUAUUCAACUAAUAAUUCAUUUGCUUCGGCCAGGGGUACUAGUUAUUUAACUUGUUCACACACCGCCCUCGCUUAUCAUAAUAUUCGGCCUAUUUCGGAAUGAUUUGUUUGUAAAUGUACAGGGUAAAUUAUAUAAUACGUAUGUUUAUUGGAAAAUUGCUUAGCGGAUGGCUUAGGCGCGUGUUAGGUUCGUUUUGUUCUAUGUUCUAGUGUAUAAUAUUGUUUCACUCAAUAGUCAAUGGUGUGGCGGAAUCGAGACAUAUCUAAUAGUUGUGUUGUUGAGAUUUCUACCAUUAGGAGCCUCAUCGGAAUAGUCGGGUAGUGUAAUAUUGUGUUAGUAAUUGUACUAUGGAUGGACCAAAGCCAAAGUGGGCGCGUGAUUAUGUAUGGAAACGUGAACAAAACCCAUAUAACAAUUAUUAUACAGACCAAUGAUUUAUGAAGCAAGUUUUGAAUGAAUUUAAUCAGGAAUUCUUAUAUAUUCAUCCUUUUGGGGUUUUAAUAAAUAUUACCGUGAUGUUUAUAAAGCUGGGGUGAGCGAGUGGUGUCUAGUCUAAAAUAUCGGCGCCUUACAUUAAAAACUUCGUAAGCGCCUUUUAUACACAUCCUGAUGUGUAUGCUUCAACGAAACCUCCUAAUUUAAUGGAAUUUGAUUACUCGAUAUCGAUACAGCAGAAGGCGACAUACAACAAGGCCGUAUAUGGUGAUGUAUCGGUAUCGGCAAUGUAGGGAGUGGAAUUAUCUGCCUUCUGUAUUUCCGAAUGCAUAUAACCCGGGUGCUUUCAAGGCCAGAGUGAACAGGCACUUUCUGGGCGAGCUCCAUCUUAGGCCUCGUCAAUGCCUUCGGGCAAGUCCGGGGCCAAGAGCAAAGGUAAAAAAAACCAUCGCGACCGUUGUGACGCAGGAGACUGUAUGAAUCCACGCGUGUCUAUAAAACUCAAAUAUUACGAAGAAUCCGCGCCAAAACGCUACCGCCGUCACUUGUGCAUACAUAAGGCGUAUAGAACAUUCCGAGGAGGCUCUAUCGAACAAAUAUUGUUGCAUUUGGUUUAGUGUUCACGUCGCCGGUUGUUUGGUGACAUUAUGUACCUUAAGUCUUCGGUGCACGUUCCACUAUCGCAUAUGUAGUGGAUUUUGUAUUAAUUAUUGUGAUGUUUUUGAUAGUCUUAUACUGACGCUAACUUUGUUCGAGAUAUGAUGAUAAGAUAGGUAGAAUAGCAACAUUGUCAUAUGAAGUUACAGAUACACAGGCGAAGAAAGAAACAGUAUAUAAAAGUUAAAGUGUGAGCCACGUCAGGGACCAUUGGCGGCUGAAUAAUAACCUAUCAGGGUUAUGAGGUUGGUGAUCGCCUCGCAACCUUGACACUAUCGAAUCACAGGAGAUUUAUACUAUAGUGUCACGUGAGAGAAACAUCUCCCAUGACACGACUCGGGAAGCGCCUAGGGAAACAAAGGAAAGUUAAAAGUAAUGAAGAUCCAUACUAUUUAUCACGAACUAGUCAUCGACGUCUAUCUUCAGCGCAGUUUAAAGUUAGCGUCAGUUCAAAGAAGAUAUUGUCUCGUGCACCGAAGACGAGGCUUGUAUAGUUUGUUAUAGGGAGGAAGUGCACUUGGUAAUAAGUAGCUGUUGAGGUUGAUAGCGACGCAUUAUAUUUUUGGACAGACGACUCACUGAAUAAAAAUAUAAAAAAAACA
This is a messenger RNA of Pectinophora gossypiella (pink bollworm), 12562 nucleotides long. RefSeq names its product serine/threonine-protein kinase 4 (gene hpo). NCBI's taxonomy places the organism in Eukaryota, Metazoa, Arthropoda, Insecta, Lepidoptera, Gelechiidae. The coding region runs from base 529 to 2178 and encodes 549 amino acids. Gene Ontology annotation, cellular component: cytoplasm. Gene Ontology annotation, molecular function: protein serine/threonine kinase activity; ATP binding. The transcript has 11 exons. The record is from RefSeq and is a predicted model, not a curated record. Gene Ontology annotation, biological process: protein phosphorylation; intracellular signal transduction; regulation of MAPK cascade.